UCGGCGCUACAUCGCUGUUACUGCCAGCUCUAGCUGCUGCUUAAAAAUUAUUAACAAAUCGCCGUUUUUUCAUGUGAAACACAUCGUGUGCCAAAAGUGCAACACGCCCGCGCCAGAAACAGGGCCCACACGGACACAGACUCGCACGGAAACAGCCACACACACCAGCCAACACAGCGCUUAAAUGUCACAGCACUCGAAGAAGGAUAACAGCAGCAAAAGCAGCAGUAGCCAUGCGAACCAGAGCCACAAAAAUGCGAGCAACAGCAGCAGCAGCAGCAGUCCAAACUCCGUAGCCACCAGCGGCAACAAGAGCCACAAACGGCAUACGGCGGCCAAUGGCAGUGUGAAGGCCAAUAGCAAUUCCCAACAUACCAACAGUAGUCACACGCCCUCCAAGUCCCCCAGUGGCGUCGGUAGCAACAAUAGGAAUAUCAUAAUGCAGGGCGCCGGCGCCGCAUCUGCGCCAGUGCUUAGCAAGAAGGAGAAGAACCAAAAAGACAAGCAGCGCGAAAAGGAGCGCCUGGAACGCAGCCAGCUGGUACUCUGGCGGCAUCCGCUGCAGACCACCAAGUACUGUGGCCUCGAGCUGGCCGCCCUGCUGCGCACAUGGAGCGCCAGAUUGCUGCAGCAGCGGCUGCUACUGGCCGCCCUGAUAGUAUUAGGCAUUGUAUUUAGCAUAAUUUACAAAAUAGAUGGUCCCCAUCAGCUGUUCAUCGAGCUAGUGCGAAGGAACACCUGGUUCUUUGUCUACUGGCUCGGUUUGGGCGUACUCUCGUCGGUGGGCCUGGGCACCGGCCUACACACGUUCCUGCUCUACCUGGGGCCGCACAUAGCCAGCGUAACGCUGGCCGCCUACGAAUGCAAUUCGCUUCGUUUCCCCCAGCCACCGUAUCCAGAUGACAUCAUCUGCCCGGAGGAGCCAUACGAUAAGCGAGUACCAAAUAUUUGGUCCAUCAUGUCCAAGGUGCGACUGGAGGCAUUCCUUUGGGGCGCCGGUACAGCGCUGGGCGAGCUGCCGCCGUAUUUUAUGGCCAAGGCGGCGCGACUCUCGGGCUAUGAUCCGGACGAUGCUGAGGAGCUGGCCGAAUUCGAGGCAUUGAAUGCGAAGAGGCAUCAGAAGAACCUCAGUCUGAUGGACAAGGGCAAGCUGUUUAUGGAGCGCGUGGUGGAGCGCGUCGGUUUCUUUGGCAUCCUGGCCUGUGCAAGCAUUCCCAAUCCCCUUUUCGAUCUGGCUGGCAUUACUUGCGGCCAUUUUCUGGUGCCAUUCUGGACAUUCUUCGGGGCCACGCUCAUCGGCAAGGCCGUGAUCAAGAUGCACAUCCAGAAGAUCUUUGUUAUAAUUGCCUUCAACGAGACGCUUAUAGAGCGGGCGGUGGAUCUACUGGCCACGGUACCCGUGCUCGGCCAUAAGCUACAGGAGCCGUUCAAGGCGUUCCUUAAAAAUCAGAAGCAGCGACUGCAUCGGCAGCAACGUGGAGCGUCUGGUGGCGCUGGCGGCGGUGCUGGUGAUUCCGGCAAUCUGCUGUCCAAGAUCUUUGAGACGUUCGUCAUCGGUAUGGUCUGCUAUUUUGUGGUCUCCAUUGUGAACUCGCUGGCCCAGAGCUAUCACAAGCGACUGCACAAGAAACCGUCGGCUGUAACGCCACCACAUGCCGCAGCGGGGCCCAAGAGGCUGGGCAAGUCAAAGGCUUUAAGGGAUUAGAGGGUGUGGCAAUCUCUUCGGAACCGUUUCGUUUUUAUAUAUUUUUUGUUUGAUGUGUUUAUCGCUUUUAGUCGAAUUAUAAGUGUAUGCGGUGAAUCGAUGAGUUCUUUUUUUUUGUCGAAAGAGAGAGAAAGCGAGAGUGCGGGAAAAGCCAGAGGAAUUUACCUUGUAGACUAGAUUAGGAAAAGCAGAAGGGCGAGGAGGAGGAUGUGGGUGGUGAACCGUAUAGCAGCCACAAUAGACGGAGAAUAUAUAUUUUAGUAAAGUGAAUACAAAACCCUAGAAAUUUAUGUCGCUGCGCCGCAAAAGUAAAAGGGACAGCAGCUAGUCGUCGCUCCUAAAGAAAAACAAAAGCAAAUACAAAUUGUGCAAAAGCAAAAGCUGUGCAAAAGACAAAACAAUAGCAAGCCAGAGCAAAACAGAGAACCCAAAAUUAAGUGUAAAGUAAAGGAAGGAUGAAGAAUAAAGUAUACAAGUGCUGAAAAAUAAACGAAAUAUGGAAUAUAUAUACAACUGAAA
Molecule: messenger RNA, 2224 nt
Organism: Drosophila kikkawai
Lineage: Eukaryota; Metazoa; Arthropoda; Insecta; Diptera; Drosophilidae
Gene: Tango5
Product: Transport and Golgi organization 5
Biological process (GO): autophagy; Golgi organization
Cellular component (GO): endoplasmic reticulum; membrane; endomembrane system
Source: RefSeq, a predicted model, not a curated record